AUGACCCCUGCUGCUCAGCCUCCUCACAAUGACACUGGUCACGACGCACACACGGAAGUCAAGAACUCCGGCGCAAGCGAAGAGAGCACUGAGAAGCUUGACGAGAAAGAAAAGGAAGGUCAAGAUGAAAACAAUGAAGGAGGUCUUGAAGCAGACCGCGACGAAGACGAAAUACCAGAGUUGGACGCCUCACAGAAGGAAACUAUGGCUAUCGUCAACAAUGCUAUAACUGCCGCUACAGAGGUAGGGACGGAUGACUCACCGGAUCUGAGCUUGGCAAACGAGUCCAACAAUAUUACUAUUGAGAAGAUCGGCCACGGGUUGGUCUCUCCCGAAACCUGGGAGCACGCUGUUGAACACGGAAAGCAGUAUUUCUUUUUCCCCCAUUCCUCCUACGACUCGGAUUCGGAUUCGGAUUCAGAGCCCGAUUGUCAGGAUCGAAUGCGUUACACUGUCAGCUACGUCGAAGUCAGCUCGAAAGACAGAGACGGCUGUUUGGUGGCAGAGCGCACAUACGACGAACCUAUGCAGGUCGGGACUGUUCACGAUGAUACAACAAGGCCAGCGUUGGAAGAGAUAAAGACCGUUCAAACUCCACACUACCGGCAGAUCAAAGACGAUGCUGAAGCUGAAGUAAAGGCCAAGUUGGGGCCUCUCGAUCGCGUUAGAUCUACCAGCCUGAAGAUCAAUUCGUCGUAUCUACUGAACAUUCUGAAAUCAGUCAUCGAGUAUGCGUCUAAAUCCCCGGACGGAGAAGUGUUCGGUCUGGUCUCCGGCGAGUUCGACUAUCCGUACAAGGAUCUGUUCCAUCACAUGGAUGAUCUGAUGAGAUAUAAGACCAAUGAAAGCAGCCUCCGGUCUCUACACUCCGCAAGCUUCAACGAGAGGGCUGAUUCUCAUAUCGAUUUGCUCAUUGGUUAUUUGAGCUCGCAACGGAAGAUACCUUUUGGUGCAAGUGUCUCUACCCGGCGCGAAAAGCUAUCCGUUACUACUUUCGCGGCAUACUGGUUGCUCCUAAAGCCAGGGACGGAUGUAUACGUGCGCGAGGAAGACGGGUUGUUAAAUGCAUAUAUCGUGCAUGCAGUCGAUGGAGGCGUCAUCGAGGUCGAUGGAAAGGCGGUAAACGUCGAUUACCAAGUAUCCGUCUGGAAUCUGAUAUGUGAUGGAGAGUACGCGCGGCCUGUUGCUCGAAACAUUCCAGUCCCAAUUUUCGACAACGAGAAAGAGGUGAAGGAUCUGCCAGUUUUCCCUGUCGAUUUCAACGACAGCUUUGACGGCGGCCGACUCAAACAGAAGUUGAUAGACCGGGGCAAAAGAUAUCUUGCAUACACAAGCCAGCCAUGUUUCUUGCAGUACUCUGGUACAGGUUUGGCAGAUGCGAAGGUAUUGUCAGCACUGCAUUAA
Molecule: messenger RNA, 1404 nt
Organism: Alternaria conjuncta
Lineage: Eukaryota; Fungi; Ascomycota; Dothideomycetes; Pleosporales; Pleosporaceae
Exons: 2
Coding region: 1-1404 (467 amino acids)
Source: RefSeq, a predicted model, not a curated record